AUGGGGAGCUGUAAUGGGUUGCUCUGCAUUCAUGAGAAACCAAGUAUUGGGGAACAAAGUAGAUUUCACUUGUGGAACCCAUCCACUAGAAUCUCCAAGAAACUGCCACAAAUUUCUAAUUGCGGCUAUGUUACAGCUGUGGGGUUCGGUUGGGUUGAAUCCAGUGAUGAGUACAAGGUGUUUGUGAGUUUUGGUAAUUUAGAUUAUGAUACGCGGCAGACAAAAUCAGUUUGUAAAGUUUAUAGUUCAAAGACAAAAUCAUGGAAAACAAUCGAGCACUGCGCGUAUUUAUAUUCAUGUGGUGUAGCGGGGAUAUUUGCAGGUGGGAAGCUUUACUGGAAGAACGAACAUGAAAAAGUUAUUACUUUCUUGGACAUAAAGAGUGAGGUGUUUGGAAGGAUUGAGAUUCCCCUCGGUCAAGAGAAAGAAGUCAUUCGAGUUUGGGUUAUGAAGGAAGAAGCUUGGAAGAGAGUGGCGACGUUUGCUAAUCUUGUUGAGCUUCUUCAACCAGCACCAUUGGUGGUGGGUCCAAAGGGCGAGAUUUUGGUAAAUUUUGGAUCCAUCUUGUUGGUUUACGAGAUUUUGGUAAAUUUUGGAUCCAUCUUGUUGGUUUACGAUCGUCAGGAUAAUGUUUUCCGUUGCCCUAUGGUUAAUUUCCUUUACAGUCCACGUGUCUACGUUGAAAGUUUAGUCUCGCCAGAAGAUGUAUGA
Messenger RNA from Salvia miltiorrhiza (redroot sage), 711 nucleotides. Its product is annotated as F-box/kelch-repeat protein At3g23880-like. The transcript is spliced from 2 exons. NCBI's taxonomy places the organism in Eukaryota, Viridiplantae, Streptophyta, Magnoliopsida, Lamiales, Lamiaceae. The record is from RefSeq and is a predicted model, not a curated record. The coding region runs from base 1 to 711 and encodes 236 amino acids.